Molecule: messenger RNA, 1522 nt
Organism: Puntigrus tetrazona (Sumatra barb)
Lineage: Eukaryota; Metazoa; Chordata; Actinopteri; Cypriniformes; Cyprinidae
Gene: sugt1
Product: SGT1 homolog, MIS12 kinetochore complex assembly cochaperone
Exons: 13
Coding region: 120-1097 (325 amino acids)
Biological process (GO): protein stabilization
Molecular function (GO): protein-folding chaperone binding
Source: RefSeq, a predicted model, not a curated record
AUAGUUCUUCAUUCCGGAAGUAGAGCGAGGUUGACAGGCCCACAUGUUUACUUCCUUUAACGUCUCUUUCCUUUCAGAACUUUCUAGAGCUUAAGAGAGAAAGUACGAAGAGUGGACACAUGGCAACCAGCGGGAGUUUCUCUGACGGUUUCAUAGACACGGAUCCACAGAGAGCUCUUGAGGAGCUAAAUGCAGCGUUGGUAGAGAAAGCUGAUAAUGCUGAAUGGCUUUGCCAGCGAGCUUAUGCCUAUAUACUAUUGAAAGAGUAUACAAAAGCUAUUGAAGAUGCUAAAAAGGCCAACCAGCUGCAUCCAGGUCUGGCACUUGCCUUUUUAAGAAUAGGAAUUGCGGAGUAUCACCUUCAUAACUUCGUUAAUGCUCAUCAGGCCCUCACAGCUGGAAAAGAGCUUGAUUGCUCUAUUGAAGGUUUUCAAACAUGGAUUCAGCACUGUGAGAAUAAAAUGGCAACACACAUUCCAAACCAAACCACAGAUUCGCAAAAGCAAACUACAACCCCGUUUUACAAACAUGACUGGUACCAGACAGAGUCUCAAGUUGUAGUGACCAUCAUGGUAAAAAAUGCCAAGAAGGAGGACGUAACAGUCACAUUUGGGGAGACGGAGGUGACAGCUGUGGUAAAGCUUCCAUCUGGAGAAGAUUACUGCCUAAUGGUCCCACUUCUGCAUCCUAUUGUCCCACAUCAGAGCACACACAGGAUCCUUUCAACAAAGAUAGAGAUUAAGAUGAAGAAGACUGCAGCUAUACAGUGGGAGAAACUGCAGGGAGAAUGCACACUUUCUAAUGUGAAGCAUCUUCCUCCGAACAAUUACCCAUCGUCCUCCCAUUACACACGGAACUGGGACAAGGUGGUAGGUGAAAUAAAGGAGGAGGAAAAGAAUGAAAAGCUGGAGGGAGACGCUGCACUCAACAAGCUGUUUCAGCAAAUCUACUCGGAUGGUUCUGAUGAAGUCAAGCGAGCAAUGAACAAGUCCUUUAUGGAAUCAGGAGGCACGGUCCUCAGCACCAACUGGAUGGAUGUCGGUAAACGGAAAGUAGACAUGAACCCUCCUGAUGAUGUAGAGUGGAAAAAAUAUUAAAAGCAGUAAAGGAUAUCUCGCACCAAUUGUUCUAAUGUCUUUAUGCUCUCCUUCAUUUAGUCCCUGCUGCUUUUUCAAUUGACACUUUUUUCUUUUUUUUGUAAGUCCCACAAUAGUUCUAGAUUGUCCUGGACUAAAAUGAGACUAUAAUGCAGUUUCAAAUGUAAAGUUCUUUGUCUAAAAUUAGUUUUAGUCUGGAAACAAACUAGCUCAUAUUUUAAACAAUCACAAAUGUAUAAAACAUUACACAUUAAAACAACUAAGCGUUCAGUAUCUUUACUAAAAAUCCUCUUUGGCCACACUGAAUACGUCUUCACCUGUGAAACAUUUGUGCUUCAGUUAAUGGUGAUCACCGUUUUAAUGUACUUCAUGCUUUCCUAAAUAUGAUUUCUUUAUGUUGUAAAUAAAAUUUUCUUGUUUUCUGA